Molecule: messenger RNA, 6371 nt
Organism: Leopardus geoffroyi (Geoffroy's cat)
Lineage: Eukaryota; Metazoa; Chordata; Mammalia; Carnivora; Felidae
Gene: DNAJB14
Product: DnaJ heat shock protein family (Hsp40) member B14
Exons: 8
Coding region: 391-1446 (351 amino acids)
Biological process (GO): cellular response to misfolded protein
Cellular component (GO): endoplasmic reticulum membrane
Molecular function (GO): Hsp70 protein binding
Source: RefSeq, a predicted model, not a curated record
GCCGGGUCCCCUACCUCGGCGCGGUCCCCCGGCGGGCCGCGGGGCUGGUAUCGCCCGCCUCCCCUCCCAACCCCGAAGUUGGUCGGCUCCGAGCCUGCCGGCGCAGCGCACGGACAGGCGAGUCCGCACCGACGUCCAGGCCCGGGAGCUCGGUCCGGGGGCCCGGAGGGAUGCGACUCGCGUUGUAGCGGCCCGCGGGGGGCGGGGAGGCCGCCGUGAGGAGGCGGAGCUGAGAGCCCGCCAGUCCGCCGGGGCCGCCGCCACGGUCCUCUGCUCUCCUCCCCGCUCGCCACCGCACGCCCCCACCCCGGGCCGGCUCGCCUCCAUCGCGGCCGCGGCUUCCGUCCUCCGUAGCUGCGCCGCCGGAGGAAACGGAAGAAAGCGCAAGCCAUGGAGGGGAACCGGGAUGAGGCGGAGAAAUGUGUCGAGAUCGCCCGGGAGGCCCUGAACGCCGGCAACCGCGAGAAGGCCCAGCGCUUCCUGCAGAAGGCGGAGAAGCUCUACCCACUGCCCUCGGCCCGUGCACUAUUGGAAAUCAUUAUGAAAAAUGGAAGCACGGCUGGAAAUAGCCCUCACUGCCGAAAACCAUCAGGUUGUGGUGACCAAAACAAGCCUAAUUGCACGAAGGACGGCAUAUCUGGUAGUGGUGAAAGUGGAAAAGGCUACACCAAAGAUCAAGUAGAUGGAGUUCUCAGCAUAAACAAAUGUAAAAAUUACUAUGAAGUACUUGGAGUUACCAAAGAUGCUGGUGAUGAAGAUUUGAAAAAAGCUUAUAGAAAGCUUGCUUUGAAGUUUCAUCCAGACAAAAACCAUGCACCUGGAGCAACAGAUGCUUUUAAAAAGAUUGGAAAUGCUUAUGCUGUUUUAAGCAAUCCAGAAAAACGAAAACAAUAUGACCUCACGGGCAAUGAAGAACAAGCAUGUAAUCACCAGAACAAUGGUAGAUUUAAUUUCCAUAGAGGUUGUGAAGCUGAUAUAACUCCAGAAGACUUGUUUAAUAUAUUCUUUGGUGGUGGAUUUCCUUCAGGUAGCGUACAUUCAUUUUCAAAUGGACGAGCUGGUUAUAGCCAUCAACAUCAGCAUCGACAUAGUGGACAUGAAAGAGAAGAAGAAAGAGGAGAUGGAGGUUUUUCUGUGUUUAUCCAGCUGAUGCCCAUUAUUGUAUUGAUCCUCGUGUCAUUAUUAAGCCAAUUGAUGGUCUCUAAUCCUCCUUAUUCCUUAUAUCCCAGAUCUGGAUCAGGGCAAACUAUUAAAAUGCAGACAGAAAACUUGGGUGUCGUUUAUUAUGUCAACAAGGACUUUAAAAAUGAAUAUAAAGGAAUGUUAUUACAAAAAGUAGAAAAGAGUGUGGAAGAAGAUUAUGUGACUAAUAUUCGAAAUAAUUGCUGGAAAGAAAGACAACAAAGUAAAAACAGAUAUGCAGUAUGCCGCAAAAGUAUACCGUGACGAUCGUCUCCGAAGGAAGGCAGAUGCCUUGAGCAUGGACAACUGUAAAGAAUUGGAGCGGCUGACCAGUAUUUAUAAAGGAGGAUGAACUGGGAUUGUGUUUAUACCUUCUAGUGUACUCUUAAUUUCUUCCGUAAGUAAGUUUAGUUUCAUCAUGAGAGCUAAAGAAAAAGAUUGGAUGUUAACAACGAAACUGAAUGGUUGGUCCCUGAAAUCUUGGACUGUUUGUGACCUACUGGCUCCUUUAAAUAGUAAGGAACUGAAAACUAAAAGUAACAUUUUCGUUAUGCUUCUGCAGUUAUUUUCACUCUAAAAGCUUACAUUAUUCCUAAAUAAAAUGUUGUGAGAAAGGAUUAUCACACCUGUGGCAGUUUCCAGUUUUAGUAGUUCUCCAUGUUUCCUUUUGUCAUGUAAAUAUUUCUGGAAUGAUCAUUUUGUGUACAUACGGGUUACUACAUUUUUAUUUAAAUUCUUUCAGCAUUUAGCUCCAUGAGACACUUUAGUUUAAACUGAUAGAAUAAAUGUCCUAUGAGAAAGUUACGUUUUCCUUGUCAGAUGUCGAAUGUUGGUGGAGUUUAAGCAAUGAAACUUUUUCAAAAAGAAAAGAAAAAACAAAAGCUGUUUAACUUUGUGUAAAUCUUGUAGCAUUAUCAGCUUAGAGGGAAUUGAUAUUUUUAAUAUUGCCAUUAUAUUCCAGAAUAUAUAUUGAGAUAAAUGAACUGGUGUAGAGUAUCAGUUUGCUAUUUAGUUUUAUGAAUUGCUAAGCCAUGCAUAGAAAUGAAAUGCUAUACUGAUAGAUUUUAAAGAAAAUAUGAGGAAAUGGCUAUGUAGAUAUUAAACAGAAAGGGUCUUCAACAGUAAAUUGCACUUAUGUCAUUUGCAAUUCCAAUAAUUAUAAGCCCCUCAAAUGUUUAUAUAUCUGUCAUUGAAGGCUGCUAAGAUUUAUGAAGAAGAAGACCCACCUGUUUUGUCCCCCAUGGAAAUUUUAGUUUUUUCUUAGUUAUCAUUUAAGCAGGAUCUCAAGUAAAUGGGUUCUUCUACAAAUGAGUAAUAAAAAAAAAAAUUCCUACUAAAAUGAAGCUUCGUGCCUUUUAACCUGAUUGCCAACUCUUAAACAUAUAAGUAGAUUACAGCACACUUAUUUGAUCAGAGCAUGAUCUGUUUGGCCAUAUGCAACAGUGAGCAGAAAUAUAGCAGCAGGUAGAAUAGUGAUUUAUAGCAAGUUAUCCUUACAAAAUUCUGAGCUAAAAUCUAUUCACCAUUGAGUAAUUCAAUUAGUCUAAUAGGAAUAAGCUCUCUGUAAUUCAAUCCAUAAUAUAAAUUAGAAAAAUAAGCUGGGAAUUGAAGUUUUUGGUGCCUGUAUAUUGAGUAUGAACCUAUUUGAUUUCUAGUCUGACAGCUGUAAUAUUUUAAUGAUUUUGCUUCAUACUCAGUUAAUGGAACACAAAUGCAUCUUUGGUAGUUUUUUUUUUGGUAUGUGAGGGGAUGCCAGUUAGAGUGGCAGUGUUCUUUUAUUUAAAGAUUUUUUUUUCUGAAUGUAGUUAAUUUUAUAGCACCUGUUCAGUAAAACCGCUAAAAUGAUCAUUCUUUUUAAAAAUAUUCUCUUAUAUCCCCUUUUCCAGGUGAAUCAGUAGAAAUACCUGAAUGAAUUAGUGGGUUAAACUAAACAACAUACUGUUCCAGGAAAACUGGACAGCUAAACCAGUUUUCUUUUAGAAAUAUUUAAAGAAAUAAAAUAAUAGCAGUGCUAAAAGAAAAUACAAAUUUAAAUAUGUUCUUGAGCCUGUAGAGUGAAUUUUUUAAAAAUAAGGUCAUAGCAUUCUAAUUAACUUUGAAAGUUCAUGUACAUCAGAAAACUUACAAAAAUUUAAGAGAAAAAAUCUCAUCCUUUUAUUUUUCCAGCUUUAGUGGGAAAUUUACACUAUUGUGAUUGAUGCUAAUGUGAACUGAACUCUUGUUGAGUGAUUCUUUUUCCCUUAAUCUCGGCUUUUUAAGGGGAUUCAUGUAGUUAUCAAAUGAAGUGAAGUUAUAUGUUAUGGAGUCAUGUGUGGCUUUUGGACAGUAUUAUAUUUCAGUUGCAUUGCUGCAUUCCAUCACAUUUCAUAAAAUGUUUGGGGGAGUGUGUUUGAGAAAAUAAAAUUUUCAGACAACUGUGCGAAAUACCUGAUUGAGUGCCUGAUAAUUUAAGCCACGUAUAAAGUAUGCAAGGAAAGAUUAAGUCCUUAAUGUCGUCUAUAUUUUGGUGUAAAGACCCAACCAAGUGUCUUAGAAUUUGGGGUUAAUUCUACAAAGUAAGAGGAUUUUAACUAUCUUGAGAUAGAGGAUGUUCAUAUUUUCUACUCUUCUGAUAAAAAUCUCAACUUUUACCAUCUUAUUUUUAGCUACAUGAGCUUUGCAAUUUCAUUUGAUAACUUGUACUAUUCAUUUUAAUCAUUGCCUCAAAGCUCUCAAUCUCUGAGUAUUGCUUUACUAGCUGUUCUAACUAGUAUUUGAGAAGUUUGGCCGCAACUAUAUUUAUUAAUGCUUUACAUUUUUAUCCCUUUUUACAUACAUACAUAUAAACAUCAUUGUCCUUGUAAGGAUUUGGGGGAAAGUAAAUAGUAUCUUUUCUCCUCCUUUUUUGAUUCCUUAGUUCCCAAAUAGACUGGUGCUAGUCAUUUAUAAGCUUCAGAAUUUAUUUUGAUCAAAUCUGAGAAUGUCAUUCUCAAUGAGAAAAUUCAAGUUUUAAUCCAUCUAGUAUGUAAAAAUAAUAUAUUUUGGGGACGGAUUGCAUUUGAAUGCUUAAAUAAGAAUUUGUUUCAUAAUCAUUGCAUUUUUAUUUAUAAUAUACACAGAUUUGGUAGAAUAAAUCCUUAAGGCGUAUAUAUGCCAAUGCAUUAAGCCACUCUGCUUUUGUGUCAGCUCAGGUGUUCACAAGAAUAGGAAUGUGGAGUUUCAGCCCUUCACUGUAAUUGCACUUUUAUGCUUAAGUUUUCUUCCUGUUAAAUCUUCAGCUACACUAGUAUGUAAAAUAGUGUAUAGUGAGAGAAAUGAUCACCCUCUUCAUUUCUCUUUGUUGCUCUGUUGUAAUAGUUUUAAAUGCAUCUGUUUUUUAAUAACUGUGACAUAUUCUUAAUAACGUAUUCCCACAUAUUUCGUUAAAAAUUAAAUCUCCCGCUUGUGUUAAGACAGUGAAACAUUUUUUGAUGUUGACUUGAGAACCAAAUGAGCCAUCUUUCCAGUUAAGUAAGUGUUACGGCAAAGGACCAUAUAGUUCAAAAGGAGAAUUUGUGCAUUUAUUUAGUUUCCCCAAAUGAAGGUUCAGGACUACCCACGUUACUAUCUGUCUUCAUACUGAGUGUAGCAAACUGAAAGGGCAUCAUAAUCUUUUUUUUUUUUUCUCUGAACAGAAAAAGUCCUGAAAAUGAACAAUAAAUCUGAAUUUUAAUCUUUACUAAGUCGCCAAAAAACCAUGUCUGUUGGCCACGUUGGACAGUUGCCUAGUUAAAAUCCAUAACAUCCUCUAUAAACCAAUGAAAAAGGAAAGAAUAGUAUAACAAUAACUCAUAAAACAUUUUUUGAUUUUAAUUUUUAAGUACAAAGAAAAAGUGAGUAGAAUGAGGAUCUUCAAGGAACUCUUACACAUCCCUUUAAUAAUCUGAUAGGCAACACAGUCCUAGAAUUCAGGCUUCCUUUUUGGUUUCCAUUACUAUUAAAUAGACACUUUCAUGUAAAUGGAAACAUUUUCCCUCAAAACAUUAACUCAAAACAUACUCCUUAUAUUAAGGAUUAUAUAACCGCGUGUUUUGUAAGUUCCCUGUGUGUAACUUUUUCCUGUUGGUAUGUGAUUCGUUCUCAUUUAAUUUUAUUAUCUGCUGGUUUUGGGGCCAAUGGACUUGUGAAUAUUCUGUGGACGUGUCCAUGUAUAGGUGUAUAUAUAUAUAUAUUUUUCCAGCUAAUACCUCAAAUGUGUGAUUGUUUAAUAUAUACCACACUAUGUUUGCACAGAGCAGGGCUUCCAGUAGCCAUGGAUAUUCUUACUUCUAACUUUGAAAAUCAUUCCACAGAAUUUCAUUGGUGUGAAUUCUUUCUAUUGAUCCGUUUCAAAUUUUAAACAGAGAUUCCUGUUAUAAGGCUCAUACUUCAAAUAUAACUGUAUGUUUCUGUAUCUAGCAGUGGAAAUAUGUCAGGGUAAGAAGUGUUUCUUGAAGUGUCUAGUUUAGUAAGUUUUUAUUAACCAUUGGGACUACUGGUCACCGGGCUGUCUACUGACUGCACAGUGAUGACACCCGGCAUGAAUUUGAGCAAGUCUUACUCACUUUGGCACAGGAGUCAGGCCAUUCCAAUCUGAUUCUACUAUGCCAUUUAAGAGUGCCACUAAAAUAAUAGAGGUUUUCGAGUGACACUGUAGUAUUUUAAGCAUCGAUUUCAAAAUGAAUUGUUUUUUGAGUUGGCUGACCAUACCAAUGAGAAGAAAGAAACUCACACAUAAAUGGUAUUUUAUAAUUUAUUUAUAUUAAGAAAUGCUUCUUACCUAUUUUGGUUUUGGUUUUGUUUUUUGGAUAGCUACAUAAGACUUUUCCACUUAAAGUUUAAAUCAUGUGUUUUUUAAAGCUGCAGGUAGUUUUCAAGGUGUGAUGGAAUUUUAAUGGAAGCCUUGUAUAAGUUAAAUGAAGUGAUACUGGUAAAGGAGAGCUAACUUUAUUUGUCUAUAGUGCAUUCAAGAUUAUACAAUUAGAUUUAAAAAUGAAAUGUCUGAUUUGUAAAAUACUUACUGUUAUAUCAGACUUAUAAAAUAAAAUUUUCUGUGUGAGAACUCUGUUAAAGAAAAUGCACUUGAUUUUUAAUGAAUGUUCUGCUGAAUGAUUUGUGAUGAAUUUUUGUCUUUCAGUCUCUGCAGUUUAUCUCAAUAUAUGAAUAAAAAGAAGGUCUGUUCUCACUGUAAA